Molecule: messenger RNA, 1748 nt
Organism: Erythranthe guttata (spotted monkey flower)
Lineage: Eukaryota; Viridiplantae; Streptophyta; Magnoliopsida; Lamiales; Phrymaceae
Product: tubulin beta-3 chain
Biological process (GO): microtubule-based process
Cellular component (GO): microtubule
Molecular function (GO): GTPase activity; structural constituent of cytoskeleton; GTP binding
Source: RefSeq, a predicted model, not a curated record
UAUGCCCCACCCGCCAUAAUCCGCCAAUCCCCCUUUAUUGCCUCUCGUCCGCUCCCCCACACGACAAAAGGAAGAAAAAACAGACAGCGACACCAUUCCCAAAAUUCACAAUCCCAAGAAAGAUCCAUUCAUUUCUGAUUUCUCCGGAACAACAAUAAAAAAUGAGAGAAAUUCUGCAUAUUCAAGGCGGCCAAUGCGGCAACCAGAUCGGCGCCAAAUUCUGGGAAGUGAUCUGCGACGAGCACGGCAUCGACCACACCGGAAGGUACAACGGCGAUUCCGAGCUCCAGCUCGAGCGCAUCAACGUUUAUUAUAAUGAAGCCAGCGGUGGGAGGUACGUCCCACGCGCCGUCCUCAUGGACCUCGAGCCCGGUACCAUGGACUCCCUCAGAUCCGGCCCCUUCGGACAGAUCUUCCGACCAGACAACUUUGUUUUCGGACAGUCUGGCGCCGGAAAUAAUUGGGCCAAGGGGCACUACACCGAGGGAGCCGAAUUGAUUGAUUCCGUGCUUGAUGUUGUUCGUAAGGAGGCCGAAAAUUGUGACUGCUUGCAAGGAUUUCAAGUCUGUCAUUCUCUGGGUGGAGGUACUGGUUCCGGUAUGGGGACCCUUCUGAUAUCGAAGAUAAGAGAGGAAUAUCCAGACAGAAUGAUGUUGACUUUUUCAGUGUUUCCUUCUCCAAAGGUAUCAGACACUGUUGUUGAGCCCUACAAUGCCACCUUGUCUGUUCAUCAACUAGUUGAGAAUGCAGACGAGUGUAUGGUUCUUGAUAACGAGGCUUUGUACGAUAUUUGCUUCCGCACUCUCAAGCUCGCCACUCCCACCUUUGGCGAUCUAAACCACCUAAUUUCCGCCACAAUGAGCGGUGUCACAUGCUGUCUCCGUUUCCCCGGUCAACUCAACUCCGACCUAAGAAAACUCGCAGUCAAUCUAAUCCCAUUCCCACGUCUCCAUUUCUUCAUGGUCGGUUUCGCCCCACUAACCGCCCGCGGGUCCCAACAGUACCGUUCCCUCACAGUCCCCGAGCUGACUCAGCAAAUGUGGGACGCAAAGAACAUGAUGUGUGCAGCGGACCCUCGCCACGGCAGAUACCUAACCGCUUCCGCAAUGUUCCGAGGCAAAAUGAGCACUAAAGAAGUCGAUGAACAAAUGAUCAAUGUCCAGAACAAGAACUCGUCUUACUUUGUCGAGUGGAUUCCAAACAAUGUUAAAUCGAGCGUCUGUGAUAUUCCGCCAAAGGGUCUGAAAAUGGCUUCAACUUUUAUCGGAAACUCGACUUCGAUACAGGAAAUGUUCAGGCGUGUGAGCGAGCAGUUCACCGCCAUGUUCAGGCGGAAGGCUUUCUUGCAUUGGUAUACAGGCGAAGGAAUGGACGAAAUGGAGUUCACUGAGGCGGAGAGUAAUAUGAACGAUUUGGUGGCGGAGUAUCAGCAGUACCAGGAUGCUACGGCGGCGGAGGAAGAGUACGAGGAGGAGGAGGACGAGGAAGCUGCUUAGCUUGGAGAGUAAUAUGAAUGAUUUUUUUUCGUAUGUUUCUCACACGUGAGUGAUUGUGUCUGAAUCUUGAUAUGCAUGGUCGGUUUUCGAUUGUCUUUUUUAGUGGUGAUUGAUGUAUUUUUGAGUGAUUUAUAUAUAUAUAUAUAUAUGGUUCAUUGUGUUUGUAAUUGGUUGUAACUUGUAACUAACAAUAUCAUGUGUUUCUUGAUCUGUUCUGUGUGAAUCAUGGAUGUUUCUUUUUUGGUGUACAGU